GUGUGAUGUGAGCCGCUGGGCGAGCGGUGGAGGGCAGUGCCAAGAGGAGGAGGGACUGGGACGCGCGCGAGGAGUGCGAGUUAGUCAGCAGAGGUCGACGGAGCGAGCCGAGGAGGAGUGGGCCAGCCCGAGAGGGAGCGCCAUGAAAACAACUCUGUGGCGGGGAGAGGGGCAGGCGCAGCGCUCGGUCGUGCGCGGCUGAAGGAAAUCCGGGGGCCGCGGCGGGCCGGCUGCGCGGAGCCGGGGCCGAGCGCUCCGCCGGGGAACGCCGAGCUCUGGGCAGGCUGCGGAGCGCUGGGCGGUGGGAGGCGGCGACCCAGGACAGCCCGGCCGACUGGGCUUGGGGCUGGGGGCCGGGCGUGAGGAGAUGACUCGGGUUUCUUCCUGCCCCUCUCGUUGUGUAAACUUGGCCGCGGCUGCCGCAGGAAGGCUAGCCAGGGGGUAAUUACACAGCAUUUUGAAAACGAAGCAGAAGCCGUUGAGUCAGCAGCGGCGAGCCUGUUGAAAGAACCCACACGUGUAUUUCACACCUCUCUGCGUGGAAACUGGAUGUGAAAAUGAAGCCAGACCGAGAUACUCUAGAUGAAUAUUUUGAAUACGAUGCAGAGGAGUUCUUGGUCUCUUUGGCCUUGCUAAUAACAGAAGGACGAACACCUGAAUGUUCUGUAAAAGGUCGAACGGAAAGUUUCCAUUGCCCUCCAGCACAGUCUUGUUACCUAGUAACUACGAAACAUGAAUGUAGUGACAAGCUGGCCCAGUGUCGCCAAGCUAGACGAACCAGGUCUGAAGUCACAUUGUUGUGGAAGAACAACCUUCCAAUUAUGGUGGAAGUGAUGUUACUGCCAGACUGCUGCUACAGUGAUGAUGGUCCCAGCACAGAAGGAAUCGACCUAAAUGAUCCUGCAAUUAAACAAGAUGCAUUACUGUUAGAAAGAUGGGUCUUGGAACCAGUUCCUCGGCAGAGUGGUGAUCGAUUUAUUGAAGAGAAGACUCUCCUGUUGGCUGUCCGCUCAUUUGUGUUUUUUUCUCAGUUAAGUGCUUGGCUUAGUGUUUCUCAUGGUGCUAUUCCACGAAACAUUCUCUACAGAAUCAGUGCUGCUGAUGUAGACCUACAGUGGAAUUUUUCACAGACUCCAAUUGAACAUGUGUUUCCUGUUCCCAAUGUUUCCCAUAAUGUGGCCUUGAAAGUCAGUGUUCAGUCCCUGCCCAGACAAUCUAAUUACCCAGUUUUGAGCUGUAGUAUUCACACUAAUAUUGGCCUUUAUGAGAAAAGAAUUCAAGAACUUGAACUUAAAACCCAUCAGCACCACGGUUCUAAUGAAGGAGAACAAUGUAGUACAAGCAGUUCACAGCAUCCGUGUAGCAAACAAACUUGGACCAUGGCACCUGAAAGUGUAUUACAUGUUAAAAAUGGCACAACUCCAGAAUAUACUUCAGCUAUCAAAAAUGUCAAACUGUGUCCAGGCACUGGCAAUAAAUCGGACUAUGGGACAUCGCAGGCCAAUAUUCUGGGCUUUAGCGGUUUAGGAGAUAUAAAGUCACAUGAAACAUCAGGGAGAACUUUAAAAUCAUUUUCAAUGAUUGAUUCCAGCAUCUCUAGCAGGCAGAGUUCCUGGAAUUCAGUUGGUGAAACUAACCCUUUAAUAGGUUCUUUAAUUCAAGAUCGGCAAGAAGUUAUUGCAAGAAUUGCUCAGCAUUUGAUUCAUUGUGAUCCAAGCACUUCACACGGUUCUGGACAUCCAUUUACUACUCAAGAAUCUAGUUCACUUAAUUCAAAACUUUUUCUGGCUUCACAAGAAAAUGAAAAUGUGAGAAAAUGUAAAGAAGCUUUCUCCAUUUCUUUUGGUAGUCCAGAGUUUACCUCCUCAGAAGACAACAAGGAGAGGAAAAUUCAUGGAAAACCGGAAAUUCCUCCAAGUGAAACUUAUAUUUCUAAUAGAAUUUAUUCUCGUCAGUCUGUUGGAGAGACUAAUCCUUUGAUAGGCUGUUUACUGCAGGAACGGCAAGAUGUGAUUGCAAGAAUUGCUCAUCAUUUGGAACAUAUUGAUCCAACAUCACAUAUCCCCCGGCAGUCCUUCAACAUACACAAUUCCAAUUUGAGACCUAAAGUGUUUAGGAGUUCAUAUGAAGACAAAAACUUGUUGAGGAAAAUUAAAGGUGAGGCCUCUGUUUCCAUUUCUCAUACAAAAUUUUCCUUGUCAGGAGAUAGCAGUGAUGGAAAAAGUUCAGUUCCUGAUAAAUCUUUUAGUUCUUUUAAAUGCAAUAGUAAAGAAAAGUUUUCUUUGAAACCUCAAAUAAGAAAUCAGUGUCAGAACAAUCCUAGCGAAUUCAUCCAAAGUACAUAUGAAGAGACACAGAACAAAGAUGAUAGUUUAUUGACUUUCUCAAAUAUAUCUACUUGCAAAGAAAAUAACAUAGAUUUGAUAAGCGGAUUGGAAAACAAACUUUCUAAGUCUCAGUAUAAGGAACAAGAAAUUGGCGAUAGAAUUGGUAAACAGUAUUCAAAUUGCAACAGUAUUGACAAACAGAUCUGCACAAAUAAAUACAAGGAAAAACUAAUAAAAAGUGAGAAUUAUAAUCCAGAAGCUUUUGACAAUCUCCAACCUGAUAAUUCAAAAAAAACUGACUCAAAAGUUAAAGUUACUAUGUUGGAAACGUCAGAAUAUUUGAACAACUAUGAAAAUAAGUGCUCAAAUAAAGAUUCAAAAAGGCCUAAAACAUGUGAACAAAAUACUCAACUUAAUAGCAUCGAAAAUUAUCUCAACAAUGAUAAUGAAGGUUUUAAAUGUAAAAAACUAGAUCAACUGAAAGAUGAACAGGGUAAAAAAGAAGAUCCAACUGAUGAAAAAUCUCAGACCUCUUCUCAGAGAAAAAGUAUAAAGGACUCUGUCUCUACAUGUGAACAACUGAAAAAUACGGAGGUGUUGAGGACUACAGUGAAACAUUCAAGUGUCUGGCAAAAACACAAUUUUCAUUCAUUGGAUGGAACUUCAACCAGAGCCUUUCAUCCUCGAACUGGAUUGCCUCUCCUUUCAAGUCCUGUUCCUCAAAGGAAAACACAGUCAGGUUACUUUGAUCUGGAUUCUUCAUUACCACAUCUGAAAAGCUUAUCAUCUAGAAGUCCUCAACCAUGUUUAAACAUUGAAGAUGAUCCAGAUAUUCAUGAAAAGCCGUUUUUGAGUUCUAGUGCCCCACCUAUAACAAGUCUUAGUCUUCUUGGAAAUUUUGAGGAAUCUGUCUUGAACUAUCGUUUAGAUCCUCUCGGCAUUGUUGAUGGUUUUACUGCUGAGGUUGGGGCAAGUGGUGUUUUCUGCCCCACACAUUUGACUCUUCCAGUUGAAGUGUCAUUCUACAGUGUUUCGGAUGAUAAUGCUCCCUCUCCUUAUAUGGGUGUGAUUACUCUAGAGUCCCUUGGUAAAAGGGGUUAUCGAGUACCUCCUUCAGGAACAAUACAAGUGACCUUAUUUAAUCCUAAUAAGACUGUGGUGAAGAUGUUUGUUGUGAUAUAUGACUUGAGAGAUAUGCCAGCCAAUCAUCAGACAUUCCUAAGACAAAGAACUUUUUCUGUUCCUGUUAAACAAGAAAUGAAGAGAAAUAUUAAUAAAGAGAACAUCCGACAUACCGAAGAACGGUUAUUACGCUACCUCAUACAUCUGAGGUUCCAGAGUUCUAAAUCUGGAAAGAUCUACCUCCACAGAGAUGUACGGCUCCUGUUCUCUAGAAAGUCAAUGGAGGUUGAUAGCGGUGCUGCGUAUGAACUCAAAUCUUACACUGAAUCACCAACAAACCCUCAGUUUUCACCAAGAUGUUGAUAAGGAGUGAUGGUUCAAAGUGUUGGCUCAGUACCUAAGUUUGAAAGUAAAAAUUAGCAUAGAAUGGAGUGUACCAAAUUAACAGUCAGGAGAGUGGAUCCUCUCCUGUUUUCCUGGACCAGUUUUUAGCAGAAGAUUCCUGAAAUGAGAUCUACAUAUUCCAAGUAGACUGGAAACACUCAUGUCCUAAUCCUUUUUGUACUGUUGAAACCACUUCAUUGGACAUGUUGCGAUAGCAAACCCCCCUGUUAGAUUAGUGUUUACACAUUUUCUUUCUCAGUUAUUUAAUAUUUAAUGUUUUCCUUAAUACUCAAGUGAUGUUUGUCUCUAGUGUUCUAAUGUAGCACAAAUUCUAUGUAAAAUCAUACUAUGUAUUUUUGACAUUAAUGUUGAAAUAUGAAAUAUAUGCACAAGUCUUUAAUUUUG
Molecule: messenger RNA, 4238 nt
Organism: Lepus europaeus (European hare)
Lineage: Eukaryota; Metazoa; Chordata; Mammalia; Lagomorpha; Leporidae
Gene: ATOSA
Product: atos homolog A
Exons: 13
Coding region: 558-3812 (1084 amino acids)
Source: RefSeq, a predicted model, not a curated record